This is a messenger RNA of Brachypodium distachyon (stiff brome), 771 nucleotides long. RefSeq names its product probable histone H2A.2. Lineage: Eukaryota; Viridiplantae; Streptophyta; Magnoliopsida; Poales; Poaceae. Gene Ontology annotation, molecular function: DNA binding; protein heterodimerization activity; structural constituent of chromatin. The transcript has 2 exons. Gene Ontology annotation, cellular component: nucleosome. The record is from RefSeq and is a predicted model, not a curated record. Bases 86 to 493 code for a protein of 135 amino acids.
CUUGCCCACCAGCCAAGCCUCCGCACUUCGUACCGCGCUUCGCUUCCACAGCCGCGCAGAUUCUUCCCGUCGGAACACUGUAGCCAUGGCCGGGAGGGGCAAGGCGAUCGGCUCGGGCGCCGCCAAGAAGGCCAUCUCGAGGAGCUCCAAGGCCGGGCUCCAGUUCCCCGUCGGCAGGAUCGCAAGGUUCCUCAAGGCCGGCAAGUACGCCGAGAGGGUCGGCGCCGGUGCCCCCGUCUACCUCGCUGCCGUGCUCGAGUAUCUCGCUGCUGAGGUUCUCGAGUUGGCCGGAAACGCCGCGAGGGACAACAAGAAGACCCGUAUCGUCCCACGCCACAUCCAGCUCGCCGUCCGCAACGACGAGGAGCUCUCCCGCCUGCUCGGAAUGGUCACCAUCGCCAGCGGCGGUGUCAUGCCCAACAUCCACAACCUUCUGCUGCCCAAGAAGGCCGGAGGCAGCGCCAAGUCCGCGGCUGCCGAUGACGAUAGCUAGAUCCUGACUCCUCUCCGCGUCGUGGAUGCUGCUGGCUGUAUCACUGUGUAGUUGCGUGUGCCUAGGUGUUGCGUUCUACUAGGAUGUUACUAUUAGCUUCUGAAUCUGUGUUUGUACCGGUGCUAAACUUAGAUGUGCUCUUGUGUGGACAAGGAUUAGCUGAUCUGAGUUCAUCCCUACGUUUUAUAAAAGUUGCAUCUUUGGAUGCCUUGUUGACUCUUCUCUCUGUUGUUUGGUAUUGGGUCGGCUGAGAAAAUAUUCAUGGCGAAAUUGUUGAA